Molecule: messenger RNA, 1756 nt
Organism: Brachypodium distachyon (stiff brome)
Lineage: Eukaryota; Viridiplantae; Streptophyta; Magnoliopsida; Poales; Poaceae
Product: elongation factor 1-alpha
Exons: 3
Coding region: 166-1509 (447 amino acids)
Biological process (GO): translation; translational elongation
Molecular function (GO): translation elongation factor activity; GTPase activity; GTP binding
Source: RefSeq, a predicted model, not a curated record
CACGGAAAGCCAUCAGACGAGGAUCAGACGGCCAGGAAGGAACCCUAGCGCCCGCCGGUGCCAAUAUAAAGCGCCACUCUCUCUCGUCUUAAGCCCCAGCCUCUCCAUUCCCCUCUCCCUCUCGCCGCCGCCGUCUCCUUCUCCUACUCCCUUCGAGUUUCAGCCAUGGGUAAGGAGAAAACUCACAUCAACAUCGUGGUCAUUGGCCAUGUCGACUCUGGCAAGUCGACCACCACUGGCCACCUGAUCUACAAGCUUGGAGGUAUUGACAAGCGUGUGAUCGAGAGGUUCGAGAAGGAGGCUGCCGAGAUGAACAAGAGGUCAUUCAAGUACGCGUGGGUGCUUGACAAGCUGAAGGCUGAGCGUGAGAGAGGUAUCACCAUCGAUAUUGCCUUGUGGAAGUUCGAGACCACCAAGUACUACUGCACCGUCAUUGAUGCCCCUGGUCACCGUGACUUCAUCAAGAACAUGAUUACCGGUACCUCCCAGGCUGACUGUGCCGUGCUUAUCAUUGACUCCACGACUGGAGGUUUUGAGGCUGGUAUCUCCAAGGAUGGCCAGACCCGUGAGCAUGCCCUCCUUGCUUUCACUCUUGGAGUGAAGCAGAUGAUCUGCUGCUGCAACAAGAUGGAUGCCACCACUCCCAAGUACUCGAAGGCCCGUUAUGAUGAAAUUGUUAAGGAAGUCUCUUCCUACCUCAAGAAGGUCGGCUACAACCCUGACAAGGUCCCCUUCGUCCCCAUCUCUGGUUUUGAGGGUGACAACAUGAUUGAGAGGUCCACCAACCUUGACUGGUACAAGGGCCCUACCUUGCUUGAGGCACUUGACCAGAUCAAUGAGCCCAAGAGGCCCUCAGACAAGCCCCUGCGUCUUCCCCUCCAGGACGUGUACAAGAUUGGUGGCAUUGGAACUGUGCCUGUUGGCCGUGUUGAGACUGGUGUCAUCAAGCCUGGUAUGAUUGUUACCUUCGGUCCUACUGGUCUUACCACUGAGGUCAAGUCCGUUGAGAUGCACCAUGAGGCUCUCCAGGAGGCCCUUCCUGGUGACAAUGUUGGCUUCAACGUCAAGAACGUUGCUGUGAAGGAUCUCAAGCGUGGGUUUGUUGCAUCCAACUCCAAGGAUGACCCUGCCAAGGAGGCUGCCAACUUCACCUCCCAGGUCAUCAUCAUGAACCACCCUGGUCAGAUUGGCAACGGCUACGCCCCAGUGCUGGACUGCCACACCUCCCACAUUGCUGUGAAGUUUGCCGAGCUGGUGACCAAGAUCGACAGGCGAUCUGGUAAGGAGCUGGAGAAGGAGCCCAAGUUCUUGAAGAACGGUGAUGCUGGUAUCGUGAAGAUGAUUCCCACCAAGCCCAUGGUUGUGGAGACCUUCGCCAUGUACCCUCCUCUUGGUCGUUUUGCUGUGCGUGACAUGAGACAAACAGUUGCUGUUGGUGUCAUCAAGGGUGUGGAGAAGAAGGACCCAACCGGCGCCAAGGUCACCAAGGCGGCUGCCAAGAAGAAAUGAUUUGUUCUGUGUUGGGGAUUGAGAUGUCUGGCUGCAGUUUUAGUGUUUACUAAGUUUUGUCUAUGUGCAUUGCUCGUAUUGCUGAGACUCUUGAAACUAUGUAAGCAAUGUUCAUGUCUGUCGUUUAAAUACUGUAUUCCUAUUUCGGUUCGGUUAAAACCUGUGUGCUAUGAUGCUUGUGUCCUUUUAACUUCUCAGGGAUCUGAUUGCUUAGAUUGAACUUAGUUAACUCAUGUUCUGUUUCCUU